Messenger RNA from Chiloscyllium plagiosum (whitespotted bambooshark), 390 nucleotides. The record is from RefSeq and is a predicted model, not a curated record. NCBI's taxonomy places the organism in Eukaryota, Metazoa, Chordata, Chondrichthyes, Orectolobiformes, Hemiscylliidae.
AUGAAGCAGAGCAAGAUAGCGGAUAAAGAUCCACCCCUCCCUGAUACGCUCGAUGCUUUCUAUGCUCGGUUUGAGCAGAACGCCAGCGGUGUGCUAUUACCUGCCCAAGCAGCCCCUGUGCCCACUUUCACUGCUGCAGAUAUCAGAUCAGCCCUUCCCGAGGGGUCAACCCAAGGAAACCAUCUCUCAAAUGAGAUUGCAGAAAUAUUCUUGCUAACAGCAAGGGAAAAGGAUGCAAAAUCUGUGAAAAUUAAGAAAAAUAAGGACAAUGUAAAAUUCAAUGUAUGGUACAGCAGUAACCUGUACAUAUUAGUCAUCAUGGACAAAGAAAAGGCUGAAAAUCUCGAAGAGUUCCUGCCUCCAGAUCUGGAAGUGAAAGAGAUGAAGUAA